UAACGCAAAGCCAAAACAGAGGAACACUUAUGUUUCAUAAGAUAAAGAGACCUAAAGAGAUCUAAGACAGUACUUCUCUUUUUAGCUUAAGGAGAAAAUUAAAAAAUAAAGGAUGAGUUUGUGGGGAGUGAUGGGAGCAGGAUGGGGAAUAGUAGAAGAAGGUUGGAGAAAAGGGCCUUGGACUGCCGAAGAAGACCGUCUUUUGAUCGAUUAUGUGCGGCUUCACGGUGAAGGCCGAUGGAACUCUGUUGCAAGGCUCGCAGGGUUGAAGAGAAAUGGCAAAAGCUGUAGGUUAAGAUGGGUUAAUUACUUGAGACCAGACCUGAAGAGAGGACAAAUCACUCCUCAUGAAGAAACAAUUAUCCUUGAGUUACAUGCUAAGUGGGGCAACAGGUGGUCAACAAUCGCUCGUAGUUUACCGGGAAGAACAGACAACGAGAUCAAGAACUAUUGGAGAACCCAUUUCAAGAAGAAGACAAAAUCUCCAACUAACAAUGCGGAGAAGACGAAAAACAGAAUCUUCAAGAGGCAACAGUUUCAGCAGCAAAGACAGAUGGAGUAUCAGCAAGAACAACAGUUGCUUCAAUUAAACCAAAUCGACAUGAAAAAGAUCAUGUCUUUACUAGAAGAUGAAAACAACCACAACAAUGGUGAUAGUAACUUCAGUACUAGUAGUAGCGGUAGUAGUGGUGAAGGCGGUGCGUUCUAUGUUCCUCAUCCGAUCACACAUUCAUCAACAAGCUCUGGUUAUGAAUCAAAUGGUAAUGGGUUUUUCCCAGUGGUUUCAGUGCCAUUGCCUGAGGCUAAUGUACAUGAAGAAUACGGGAUUUGGGAUGGUUUGUGGAAUCUGGAUUUGGAAGGACAAGGAAGCUUUAAUGAUGGUGCUUGCGUCCCAAGGAAACCCUGUUUCCAGAACUUGGGCGUACCCUUUUGUUAACUUGACUUCAAAGAGUCUUUUACCUACCGGAAACCAAAAAUAUGAAACUUGACUGACAAGUUCGGUUAAGUUUGAGUUUGGUUUUGUUUUUAUCUUUUCUGAUUUUGGGUUUACUAUUAGUAGUUUUGUUAUCAAUUGUGUGUGAUGUUAUAAGAAGCUUAUUUGGGCAAAGCCAAGUUAACGAGUGAUGUAGUAGAACGUCUAUGGAAGAAUAGUCUUAUCAAGUUGAUCAAAUAAAG
Messenger RNA from Brassica oleracea var. oleracea, 1176 nucleotides. Its product is annotated as transcription factor WER-like. Bases 113 to 937 code for a protein of 274 amino acids. The transcript has 2 exons. Gene Ontology annotation, biological process: regulation of DNA-templated transcription. The record is from RefSeq and is a predicted model, not a curated record. Gene Ontology annotation, molecular function: sequence-specific DNA binding; DNA-binding transcription factor activity. Gene Ontology annotation, cellular component: nucleus. NCBI's taxonomy places the organism in Eukaryota, Viridiplantae, Streptophyta, Magnoliopsida, Brassicales, Brassicaceae.